AUAAGUUUCAAUACAAUGCAAAAUUCUCAAUUAACGCAGUACGGAGUGAUCAUUGCAGUGAUAUUGAUUAUUCUUAGCAUCAUGGCGGCCACGGUUUCAGAUUCCGAAAUCACGAAAAGUGAUAAAUAUUCAAUUUUGUUGCCUACUUACAAUGAAAGAGAGAAUUUGCCCAUCAUAAUAUGGCUAAUAGUAAAGUUUUUAGAUAGCAGUGGAUACGACUAUGAAGUGAUCAUUAUAGACGAUGGAAGUCCUGACGGUACACUGGACAUUGCGAAACAGUUGCAAAAGAUCUACGGUUCCGGUAAAAUAGUGCUACGUCCUCGCGACAAAAAGUUGGGUUUAGGCACUGCUUACAUACACGGUAUCAAACAUGCGACCGGUAACUUCAUUAUUAUUAUGGACGCAGAUUUGAGUCACCACCCAAAAUUCAUUCCAAAGUUCAUCGAGCUGCAACGAGAACAUGAUUACGAUGUUGUCUCCGGCACCCGGUAUAAGGACGGUGGUGGCGUACACGGCUGGGACUUUAAACGGAAGCUGAUAUCUAGAGGAGCUAAUUUUGUCACGCAAAUGUUGCUGAGACCUGGAGCUUCAGACCUGACUGGGUCUUUUAGGUUAUACAAAAAGGAUGUCUUACAGAAACUGAUAGACAGCUGUGUGUCAAAAGGCUAUGUAUUCCAAAUGGAAAUGAUUAUAAGAGCAAGACAACUGGACUACACAAUCGGAGAAGUGCCAAUCACAUUCGUAGACCGCGUCUACGGCGAGUCCAAACUAGGAGGCUCAGAGAUCAUACAGUUUGCCAAAGCAUUACUGUACUUAUUUGCUACCACAUAAGAGUGAUAUUUCCUACAUUCCAUUACUAUAUAACUCCUAUUAAGUAUCUUGUAGAAACUGCGAGAAAAAAAAAUGCAAAAAAAGUUCUCUUCAAAUAGGUUUGCUUGUGUGAAGUUUGCAGCAAGUGACUUCAAGAAGGUUGAAACACUACCACGCAUGCGCGAGGCGUCUACGGCUAACUUCGGAGAAGCAAAGUUAUAUGAAGGCUUCUGUAUAAACAAAUAAAAUUAUUAUAGUUAAGAGUUUUCUACUUAUUUUUUUUAAGUCUACUGUAAUAUGUAAAAAGGCUAUAUUGAAUGUUUCGGAACACUUACAGUCCAAGAUACAUAAAUAAAUUUAUUGUCAUAGAAUCAAGCUACUAUUUGACUAGAUAAUGUCUGGUCAAUGUUAAUAAAUAAGAAUAUGUAAUGUUUUUUGUAAAUACAAGUAAUUUUUUACAGUACAACCGUUUCUAAAGUUAUUUAUAUCUAUUUUUAAAUGAGAUCAACAUAAUGUAUGGUAGAUUAUAAAAAUCCCAUCCCAACUAAUAUUAUAAAUGCGAAAGUAACUCUGUCUGUUUGUUACGGUUUUACGUCUAAAACACUGAACUGAUUUUAAUAAAAUUUGGUACAGAGAUAGAGUUGACCUUGAGAAAGAACAUAGGAUAGUUUUUAUCCCGGACUUUUGAAGAAUUCUUUUGGAAACGCGAUAUAACCGAACUCUACGCAGGCGAAGCCGCGCCACAAAUGUUGUCUAUGUUAUCUUUGGAAUAUUCUGAGUCAACAUAAAAUUUGGCGGGAACUUAAUCCAGUUUCCGACGAUCAGUGCAUAAUAAAGAAACUGAUAUAUUUUAUUUUAAAGAACUAGCUAGAACAUAAGGUACUACAUUAUAAGGCUUAAAUAGGAUGAAGACGCAACUUCGGGACUUUUAUUUACAAAUAUAGCCAUAGCAUUAUACAAAAAAAC
Messenger RNA from Helicoverpa armigera (cotton bollworm), 1776 nucleotides. RefSeq names its product dolichol-phosphate mannosyltransferase subunit 1 (gene Dpm1). Lineage: Eukaryota; Metazoa; Arthropoda; Insecta; Lepidoptera; Noctuidae. The record is from RefSeq and is a predicted model, not a curated record. Gene Ontology annotation, cellular component: endoplasmic reticulum membrane. Gene Ontology annotation, biological process: protein O-linked glycosylation via mannose; GPI anchor biosynthetic process; dolichol-linked oligosaccharide biosynthetic process. Gene Ontology annotation, molecular function: dolichyl-phosphate beta-D-mannosyltransferase activity. The transcript is spliced from 6 exons. The coding region runs from base 16 to 831 and encodes 271 amino acids.